AUGGAGGGGAACGUUCGAAAUCUUUCUCUCAUACACAUAAACCUGAUACGCUUAUGUGUCAUAAUAGUUUAUCUAUCUAUCUAUCUAUCUAUCUAUCUAUCUAUCUAUCUAUCUAUCUAUCUAUCUAUCUAUCUAUCUUAUUCCCGUAUGUUCCUAUCUAUCUAUCUAUCUAAUUCCUGUAUUUUUUUCCCUUCCUAUCUAUCUAUCUAUCUAUCUAUCUAUCUAUCUAUCUAUCUAUCUAAUUCCUAUCUAUUUUCCUUUCCUAUCCUAUCCUAUCUAUCUAUCUAUCUAUCUAUCUAUGUUGGUGUAGUUAUAUUAAUAUAUCUUUGUCUAUUCAUAUCCGUCUAUCUACUUUUGGCCUACACAUAUCUAUCUAUCUAUCUAUCUAUCUAUCUAUUAUCUAUCUAUCUAUGUUGGUGUAGUUAUAUUAAUAUAUCUUUGUCUAUUCAUAUCCGUCUAUCUACUUUGGCCUACACAUAUCUAUCUAUCUAUCUAUCUAUCUAUCUAUCUAUCUAUCUAUGUUGGUGUAGUUAUAUUAAUAUAUCUUUGUCUAUUCAUAUCCGUCUAUCUACUUUGGCCUACACAUAUCUAUCUAUCUAUCUAUCUAUCUAUCUAUCUAUCUAUCUAUGUUGGUGUAGUUAUAUUAAUAUAUCUUUGUCUAUUCAUAUCCGUCUAUCUACUUUUGGCCUACACACAUAUCUAUCUAUCUAUCUAUCUAUCUAUCUAUCUAUCUAUCUAUGUUGGUGUAGUUAUAUUAAUAUAUCUUUGUCUAUUCAUAUCCGUCUAUCUACUUUGGCCUACACAUAUCUAUCUAUCUAUCUAUCUAUCUAUCUAUCUAUCUAUCUAUCUAUCUAUCUAUCUAUCGUUCUGAAUCUAUCUAUCUAUCUAUCCAAUUCUGUUCAUUAUCUAUCUAUCUAUCUCAGUCUGUUCGUUAUCUAUCUAUCUAAUUCUGUUCAUUAUCUAUCUAUCUAUCUAAUUCUGUUCCUUGUCUAUCUAUCUAUCUAUCUAUCUAUCUAUCUAAUUUUGUUCAUUAUCUAUCUAUCUAUAGAGAAAAAAUAUUACAAACAUCUAUUUUGGUCUAUUCAUGUUCGUCUAUCUAUCUAUCUAUCUAUCUAUCUAUCUAUCUAUCUAAAUAUGUCCAUUAUCUAUAUAUCUAUCAAUCUAUCUAUCUAUCUAUCUAUCUAUCUAUCUAUCUAUCUAUCUAUCUAG
Acanthosepion pharaonis is the source of this 1209-nucleotide messenger RNA. The record is from the annotation of a GenBank genome assembly. Lineage: Eukaryota; Metazoa; Mollusca; Cephalopoda; Sepiida; Sepiidae.